Molecule: messenger RNA, 1770 nt
Organism: Cladophialophora yegresii CBS 114405
Lineage: Eukaryota; Fungi; Ascomycota; Eurotiomycetes; Chaetothyriales; Herpotrichiellaceae
Exons: 2
Coding region: 1-1770 (589 amino acids)
Biological process (GO): rRNA processing
Cellular component (GO): Pwp2p-containing subcomplex of 90S preribosome; small-subunit processome
Molecular function (GO): protein binding
Source: RefSeq, a predicted model, not a curated record
AUGCCAGCACCUACGAGGGUCGCAAACCAGAAGAAGGGAAACCCUACAGACGUGCUGCCGAAGGAUGAUGUUGAAUUGCGUCUUGAAAAAGCGCUGUUCGGAGACGAUGCAGGCUUUCUCGAGUCCCUGAAGAGAACCCAAGCCCAAGAGGAGUGGUCAUUGACAAAGCACCGGGACAAUGACGACGAUCAAUUGACAGACGGCGACCCAGACGGAGAGCUGGGAGAUUUUGCAGACGACUUGUUCUUCCUCGACACUGGUGCGACCCAACUCCCAGCCUCAGUUGCACAUGACCUUGAUCAGACAGAGCAAGAGCAUGUCUCCUCGAGCCGACAGUAUACUUGGUACGACAGCGACGACGACCGGCUCACCAUUUCCCUGGCCUCGAAUACACGCCUGCGCAAGCUGCGGGACACCGAAGACGACGAUGUCGUGAAUGGUAGAGAGUAUAUACAGAGACUACGACGCCAGUACGAGCGACUUCACCCAACGCCCGAAUGGGUCACAUAUGCUAGAAAAAGGAGGAAGCUAUCUCAUUCUGGCGAUCAAGGUGCUGCAUCCGACUCUGAUGCGUCAAUGGAUGAUGAAGACUCUCUUCCUUCGGCGCGGCCGCUCGCCGAACUACUGCGGACAGCUGGGUCUCUAACUCGAACAGUAUCGAAGCCCAGCACGAAAGGAUCGAGAAGGUUGCGACCUGAAGUCAUUGAUAUUCAGCGAUGUAAGGAUGUAGCUGGAUCCGGUCCUUCUUCCAUCGACGCUCUGCAAUUCCAUCCUUACUACCCGCUCUUGCUUGCCGCCGGACCAAGCUCAACCGUCACGCUUUACCACGUUUCUCCUGAACCACCCAAUCCGAACCCCAUCCUGACCUCGCUGCACCUGAAGGGUAGCCCUCUACACACCGCUGCGUUUUGCCGGCCACAAGAGGGACCGAGCGGCGAAGAAGCGAAUGACGGGACUCGUGUCCUUUUCUCUUCCCGCCGCCGGUACUUCCACACCUGGUCCCUGUCCACUGGCGUGGUGUCAAAAAUCACGAGAGCACUCUACGGGCCGACUCGGAAAGAACAGCGGACGAUGGAGUCUAUGAAGCCUUCACCUUGCGGCCGUUACGUGGGACUUGUCGGGUCUUCCAAGAAGGGAGGCGGAAGUAUUAACGUCCUGUUGACAGACAGCAUGCAAUGGGUGUGCAGUUGUCGAAUCGAUUCCAGAGGCGGCGUUGCGGACUUUGCAUGGUGGCGCGAUGGAAAUGGAUUUGCCGUGGUGGGAAAGAACGGCGAGGUCAGCGAGUAUGAUAUCGAGACGAGGAGAGUCGUGAUGAGAUGGACCGAUGAAGGGGCUGUUGGAACAACCGUCAUUUCUCUGGGUGGGGACAACACAGAGCAAUGUCCUGGCCGAAGCCGCUGGGUUGCUAUUGGCUCCUCGAGUGGGGUGGUGAAUCUGUACGAUCGACGCGGGUGGAUGGUCAAGCCAGCUUCACUCGAGGAACAGCAGAAGGACCAGAGACCGAAACCGGCCAGAAUUUUUGACCAGCUGACGACGCCGAUUUCACAUCUCGAAUUCUCCGAAGACGGUCAGAUGCUGGUCAUGUCAUCACGCUGGAAGAAAAAUGCUCUUAGGCUGGUUCAUCUUCCCAGUUGCACGUUGUACAGGAAUUGGCCCACGGAUAAGACGCCUCUGGGCAGGACCAGCUCUGUUGCGCUUUCUCCCGAUGGAGGGUACCUGGCCGUUGGGAAUGAGCAAGGAAAGAUCAGACUGUGGGAGAUUCGAGAAUAG